GAAAAUCCUGAUGAGUAUGUAAAAUCAACCGCUAUAAUGCUAUUUCCAAAUGAUGAUACCUAUGAAAGAAGAAUGAGCAGAUAUCAGAAAUGGUACCAAGGUAAAAAAGAACUCCUUGCUAGUAUUGAAAACUUAUACAGCCUUUACUAUAUUUUAUCUAAAGAAGAGCGUCCUAUGACUGAAAAAGAAAUUAGCACAACAAUAGAAGAGCUAAUUGCAUAUGAUGAUGAAUAA
Messenger RNA from Funneliformis geosporum, 234 nucleotides. Lineage: Eukaryota; Fungi; Glomeromycota; Glomeromycetes; Glomerales; Glomeraceae. The record is from the annotation of a GenBank genome assembly.